ACUUCCGAGCACAGUAGCUUCACUGCGCGGGGGCAACUCGCGUCCUUUUGUCGUCCACUCGCCACUGCUACUAACUACUAAAAGCUCGCCUGCGCGUCUCCUCUUCUUUCUGCUUCUCUUCUUCCUUCCAAAACCCUAACAGGAAAAAAAAAUAAAAAAAUGAAGUAUUUGAUGCUCAGAUCUCUCGAAACCGCCCUCAGAAGAAGGGCUUCUUCGUCUUCCCUCUCUCACCUCUCUCGCCGAUCUUAUUCGUCUGGGUCGAACCCCGAACGCAAGGUCGCCGUCUUGGGCGCGGCUGGCGGCAUCGGACAGCCUCUCGCCCUCCUCAUGAAGCUCAACCCUCUCGUCUCCAAGCUCGCUCUCUACGAUAUCGCCGGCACUCCUGGCGUCGCUGCAGACGUCAGCCACGUCAACACCAGAUCUGAGGUCGCGGGAUACAUGGGCGAAGAUCAGCUGGGCCAGGCUCUGGAAGGAUCUGACCUCGUCGUCAUCCCCGCGGGCGUUCCACGGAAGCCAGGAAUGACUCGCGAUGAUCUGUUCAACAUCAAUGCCGGCAUCGUUAAAUCUCUCUGCACUGCGAUCGCCAAGUACUGCCCUAAUGCAAUUGUUAAUAUGAUAAGCAACCCGGUGAAUUCGACGGUCCCGAUCGCUGCCGAGGUUUUCAAGAAGGCAGGGACUUAUGAUGAGAAGAAGCUGUUUGGUGUGACCAUGCUUGAUGUGGUUAGGGCGAAGACUUUCUAUGCUGGAAAGGCGAAAGUUCCUGUUGCUGAGGUUAAUGUUCCUGUUGUCGGGGGGCACGCUGGUAUUACCAUACUUCCUCUCUUUUCACAGGUGACGCCAAAAUCCAAUGGAUUGUCGGAUGAAGAAAUAAAGGCUCUUACGAAGCGGACCCAAGAUGGGGGGACGGAGGUUGUGGAAGCAAAGGCUGGAAAAGGCUCUGCGACGUUGUCCAUGGCCUAUGCUGGAGCCGUCUUUGCUGAUGCUUGCUUGAAGGGUCUUAAUGGGGUUCCAGACAUUGUUGAAUGUUCCUAUGUGCAAUCAAGCAUCACCGAAUUGCCCUUCUUUGCUUCCAAGGUGAGACUAGGGAAGAACGGGGUGGAGGAAGUGCUUGGGUUGGGUCCCCUCUCCGAUUUCGAGAAGCAAGGUCUGGAGAAUCUGAAGGCUGAGCUCAAAUCCUCCAUUGAGAAGGGAGUCAAGUUUGCAAAUCAAUGAAGUUGAUUUUUAUAAGUUUCAAGAUGCCCCAAUUUUGAGUUUUUGCUAGAAAUGAGCACCUUUUGACCGUUUAUUGUUUUAACCCUUGCUUGGGGGGGAGCUAUGCUGCAUUAGCCAUUGGCCACAAAUGACUGGAAUUUCUGUCAAUAAAGGUCCAUGGAGAGCCAUAACACAAUGGUAUCAUUUUUUUAAAA
Messenger RNA from Magnolia sinica, 1406 nucleotides. Its product is annotated as malate dehydrogenase, mitochondrial. Gene Ontology annotation, cellular component: cytoplasm; mitochondrion. The record is from RefSeq and is a predicted model, not a curated record. Lineage: Eukaryota; Viridiplantae; Streptophyta; Magnoliopsida; Magnoliales; Magnoliaceae. Bases 160 to 1212 code for a protein of 350 amino acids. Gene Ontology annotation, biological process: tricarboxylic acid cycle; malate metabolic process. Gene Ontology annotation, molecular function: L-malate dehydrogenase (NAD+) activity. The transcript is spliced from 7 exons.